Pipistrellus nathusii (Nathusius's pipistrelle) is the source of this 1332-nucleotide messenger RNA. The record is from the annotation of a GenBank genome assembly. Lineage: Eukaryota; Metazoa; Chordata; Mammalia; Chiroptera; Vespertilionidae.
AUGAGCAACUUCUGUCCAGACUGUGGCAAAAGUCUCCAAGCAACGUUCAAAUUCUGCCCUCACUGCGGAAAGGCUUUACCGACAGAGAACCCUGAGGGGUCCCAGACCUUUGUCAGACCGGUUUCGUCCAUCUUCCUAGGCUCCAGCAAAGAGAAGAACCCCAAUUAUGAACACGUUCCCAAGAAAGUGAAAUGGUCCAGCUGUUGUAGCACGUCUUCGUCAUCCUUCUUGUCAGACCACGAGAGUUCUGGGUCGGAAGAUGCCUUGAAGGGCAAAGGAUGGACCAGUCCUCUGAUCCCCAAAAGCAAGCCGCAGAAGAAAAGCCCCCAGACCCUGAAGCGGCGCCAUAUGACCACCUCCCUGGAGGCUUUGCCCCGGGGGACAGUGAUGACGGACAAGAAUGGACGAUACUGGAGGCUGGCAUCCUUGCAGACCAGGGACGACCAGGGCAUUAUCUAUGAAGCUGAGCCUAUCCCUGCCUGGGAGUCGAGUGGCCAGAAACGAUUCUCGCUGAAACUAGAUGCCAAGGAUGGGCGCUUGUUCAAUGAGCAGAACUUCUUCCAGCGGGCCGCCAAGAUUUCACAAGUGAACAAGUGGAAGAAGAUGUCCUCAACCCCCUUACUGGCCAUCCCCACCUGUUUUGGUUUCGGCGUUCACGAGGACAGGUACAGGUUCUUGGUGCUCCCCCUGCUGGGGAGGAGCCUGCAGUUAACCCUGGAUGACAACCCGAAGCACAUAAUGUCCAUGCAGUCCGUGUUCCAGAUCGCCUGCCGGCUGCUGGAUGCCCUGGAGUUCCUCCAUGAGAACGAGUAUGUUCACGGAAAUGUGACAGCUAGGAAUAUCUUUGUGAAUCCCCUGGACCGGAGCCAGGUGACCCUGGCAGGUUACGGCUUCGCCUUCCGCUACUCCCCAGGCGGCAAGCACGUGCCCUACAAGGAAGGCAGGAGGAGCCCACACGAGGGGGACCUGGAGUUCAUUAGCCUGGACCUGCACAAGGGAUGCGGACCCUCUCGCCGUAGCGACCUCCAGUCCCUGGGCUACUGUUUGCUGAAGUGGCUCUACGGAAACCUGCCGUGGACAAAAUACCUUCCCAACACCGAGGAUGUCAUGAAGCUGAAACAGAAGUUCCUGAGCACCCCAGUGGCCCUCGUGGGACACUGCUGUCACUGGAUUCGGCCCUCAGAGACGCUGCAGGAAUACCUGAAGGUGGUGCUGGCUCUCAAGUACGAGGAGAAGCCGCCCUACGCCUCGCUGCGAAGCAGCCUGCAGGCCCUGCUCCAGGAUCUGCACGUGUCGGCCUAUGACCCCAUCGACCUCCGGGUGACGCCGUAG